AGUCGUUAUAUAGGCAAAUUGGCAAAUUGGCAAUUUUGUAUUAUAGUUUCCUACUCUCGUCCGCGGAUUAGAACCCUAAAAUUGAAAAUCCGUUCGCUUCGUUCAACCUGCUCAACUUCAAGCAGAAUUUAGAAGCAGCUUGCAACUCUUGUAUCGCUUCCAGAGAAAUACUGAGAUAUGAGUCGGCCGUUGGACGAGGCAGUAACCAAACUGGACGGCGUGAAGAAGCCUGUAUUCCUUACCAAAGCUCAGAGAGAACAGUUGGCUCUUCAGCGCCGCCAGGAAGAAAUCGUCGAGCAAAAGCGCCGUGCAGAGAUGAUUCUCCAACAAGUUAACCGACCUUCCAGCAAUCCACCCUCCUCGCAUAAAGAUAACGGCAGGCCCUCCUCCAAUGAUGAUCGCGAUCGCGACAGGGAUUACCAUCGCUCCCGCGAUAAGGACAGGGAGAGGGAUCGAGAGAGGGAGCGUGAAAGAGACAGGGAACGUGAAAGAGAGAGGGAGCGUGAAAGAGACAGGGAACGCGAUUCUGAGCGCAGGAAGCGCGAAAGGGAACGUGAGGAUGAUGCCAAAGAACGGGAUCGUGCUAGAAUUGAGAAAUCAGCUGACCGGGAGAGGGAGAAGGAGCUUGAAGCCAUCAAAGAGCAGUACUUGGGCUCUAAGAAACCUAAGAAACGAGUCAUUAAGCCUAGUGAGAAGUUCCGCUUUUCAUUUGAUUGGGAGAACACAGAGGACACCUCCCGUGAUAUGAAUUCACUGUACCAAAACCCUCAUGAAGCUAGACUGCUCUUUGGCCGUGGUCUUCGAGCAGGGAUGGACAGGAGGGAGCAGAAAAAGCUGGCUGCAAAGAAUGAGAGAGAGAUUCGGGAAGAGAUCCGGAAGAAGGAUGGUACUGAGGAGACAGCCGGUGAAGCAGCCGCAAUCAAGAAAAAAGAGCAGGCAGCUGAUUCGUAUGACACCUUUGACAUGAGGGUGGACCGCCAUUGGUCUGACAAGAAGCUUGAGGAAAUGACCGAGAGAGACUGGAGAAUAUUCAGGGAGGAUUUCAACAUUUCAUACAAAGGAUCCAAGAUUCCCCGCCCCAUGAGAAGCUGGACGGAGAGCAAGCUAACCCCAGAGCUUCUCAAGGCUGUUGAGAGGGCUGGGUACAAGACCCCAUCUCCCAUCCAAAUGGCCGCAAUUCCCCUUGGUCUUCAACAGAGAGAUGUAAUUGGUGUUGCUGAAACUGGAUCAGGUAAAACUGCUGCCUUUGUUCUUCCCAUGUUGACGUAUAUCUCAAGGCUUCCUCCCAUGAGUGAAGAUAAUGAAGCAGAAGGACCUUAUGCUGUUGUCAUGGCUCCCACACGAGAGCUUGCCCAACAGAUAGAGGAUGAGACUGUCAAGUUUGCACAUUAUUUGGGCAUCAAAGUAGUUUCUAUUGUUGGUGGGCAGUCUAUUGAAGAACAAGGUUUUAGGAUUAGACAGGGUUGUGAGGUGGUCAUUGCCACCCCUGGGCGACUCAUUGAUUGCCUAGAGAGACGGUAUUGUGUUCUCAACCAAUGUAAUUAUGUUGUGCUAGAUGAGGCAGAUCGUAUGAUUGACAUGGGUUUUGAACCUCAAGUUGUUGGUGUACUUGAGGCCAUGCCGUCUAGCAAUUUGAAACCAGAGAAUGAGGAUGAAGAGCUUGAUGAGAAGAAGAUUUAUAGAACAACAUACAUGUUCAGUGCUACCAUGCCACCUGCUGUGGAACGACUGGCAAGAAAGUACUUAAGGAACCCUGUUGUCGUUACAAUUGGAACUGCUGGAAAGACAACUGACCUUAUUACCCAGCAUGUCGUAAUGGUCAAAGAAUCCGAGAAGAGUUAUAAGUUGCAGAGAUUACUGGAUGAACUUGCGGACAAGACGGCUAUUGUGUUUAUCAAUACCAAGAAACAGGCUGAUUUUGUUUCUAAAACAUUGGAUAAGGCGGGUUAUAAAGUAACUACAUUGCAUGGUGGGAAGUCACAGGAACAAAGGGAAAUCAGCCUGGAAGGGUUUCGGACGAAAAGGUAUACUGUAUUGGUUGCAACGGAUGUGGCAGGACGUGGGAUUGAUAUACCGGAUGUGGCACAUGUGAUAAAUUACGAUAUGCCCAAUAAUAUCGAGGCAUACACCCAUCGUAUUGGGCGAACUGGGCGUGCUGGCAAGACUGGGGUUGCAACAACAUUUUUGACACUUCAGGACACUGACGUCUUCUAUGAUCUUAAGCAAAUGCUCAUUCAAAGCAACAGUCCUGUGCCCCCUGAACUUGCUAGACAUGAGGCUUCAAAGUUCAAGCCAGGAAGUAUACCUGACAGACCCCCACGACGGAAUGACACUGUUUUUACUCAUUGAAGUUAGAGUGAACAUUUUGUUGUAGAAUGUGUUCAAAUGGAUGAAUGACCUGGUGGGGCGUACGACCUAUUGCUCCUGGUAAUGCAUAUCACUGGUCUCUUUUAUUUAAGUAGUGCAGAUCUGUUUUUAAUUCUUAUGAGUUUGAAAAUUUGUAUAACAUAUUUCAGUGACUAGCUCUUCCAUCAUCUGACUUGAGAAAUCAGAAAUUGAGAGUUAUGUUUCCGUGCAAAUUUUAUUAGAGGGACACAAAUUACUACAUGAGGUGCAUAUUUCCUUGAACUAUAUUGAUCCCCCACAUGUAACUGUUGGCAUUUCAUUGCACAAGUAGUGUUUUCAGAUCAUACUUGAUUUUUAGAAUAGCAACCCUCUUAUACACGAGAUGAUUAAAUAUGUUCUCCCUCCG
Cuscuta epithymum is the source of this 2752-nucleotide messenger RNA. NCBI's taxonomy places the organism in Eukaryota, Viridiplantae, Streptophyta, Magnoliopsida, Solanales, Convolvulaceae. The record is from the annotation of a GenBank genome assembly.